AGACUGUGCCUGCAGCGCACAUGGAUCGUGUCGUCAGCAGCUUCCUGCUCAGUGGUUGGACACCGGUAAUGUAUUUAAACAUCGCACGUGUCGGUCAGCACGAGUGAAACUACUUCAGUCAAGCCUUGACGCAGAAAUCGGACAAGAACAAGAAUCUCCAUUGCCAAAGGAAAAGUGAUUAUAAAAGCCAUUUGCAUCAGAUUUUCUGCAAUGUCUGCAAUACGAGAGGAGGUCCUGAGAGAUGAAAAUUUGAUCAGAAGUCUAGAGGAGAUAGCAAAAGACACGGCUCUUUUACAUGGGGUGUUGAUGCGGACCAAAGAAACUCCAAACUCUCCUGAAUUGGUGAGUUAUGCACCGUUCACAUUGUUCCCCACUCCAGUGCCUACAGCACUCUUUUAUCAAGCACUGGCAGUUCAAACACAUUUUAACCGGUUGGUGGACCGGGUCAGCCAGAAUCCAACCUUUCUAGAGGACACUCUGGCCAGCACCAUCAAAGUUGACGAUUUUACAGCCAGACUUUUCAGUAUAUACAAACAAGUUCAUCAGGAAUGUCAAUCCCAGCCAAUAGUUCUGGGUCUAAAUCGUUCAGACUACAUGUUGGACCAGAAUCCAGAUGGUGGGACAUCUUUAAAGCAGAUUGAAAUCAACACUAUUGCUGCCAGUUUCGGCGGUCUUGCUUCACGGACACCAGAUGUGCAUCGGCACAUUCUGAAGGUUGCAAACCUGUUAGAUGAGUGUGAUCAUAUUCUUGACAACAACCCAGCAGCGGGUCUGGCGAGAGGUUUGGCAAAAGCCUGGGAGCUCUAUGGAUCUGAGAGGGCAGUGGUUAUGUUUCUGGUUGAGGACAUCCAGAGGAAUAUUUAUGACCAUCGAUAUGUAGAAAAUGAGUUGUGGAAGAACAAUAUUCCUGUUGUAAGAAGACGGUUUGAAGAUGUUUGUAGAACUGGAUCACUGGACCAGCAGAAGAGGCUCUUUGUAAAUGGGCAGGAGAUCGCCAUUGUUUACUUCCGUAAUGGAUACAUGCCCCAAAACUACACAUCAGAGCAGAGCUGGGAGGCACGGCUGAUGAUGGAGCGCUCUCUGGCUGUGAAGUGUCCAGACAUCAGCACACAUCUUGCUGGCACGAAGAAGGUACAGCAGGAGUUGGCCCGGCCAGGGGUUCUGGAGCGCUUCUUCCCUGAUGAGUCUGAAACAGUUGCUCAGAUUAGGGCCACGUUUGCUGGACUAUACACCUUGGACAAGGGAGAAGAAGGUGAUAAAACGGUGGCAAUGGCUUUGGCCAAUCCUGAUCAAUAUGUGCUUAAGCCUCAGAGGGAGGGAGGUGGUAACAACAUUUAUGGAAAGGAGAUCUGUGAGGUACUGGAGAACACGAAGAGCUCCAGUGAGAGAACAGCCUACAUCCUGAUGGACAAGAUCCAGCCUCGCCCCGUGCAGAACUACCUGCUCAGACCAGGAGCUCCUCUGAAACUGAACUCCUGCCUCAGUGAACUGGGUGUGUUUGGAGCGUACGUCAGGAAAGGCAAUGACAUGGUGUUUAAUGAAUGUGUGGGCCAUCUGCUGAGGACCAAGAGCUCUGAGCAUGCUGAUGGGGGCGUGGCUGCAGGAGUAGCAGUACUGGAUAAUCCACUACUGGUCUGAACUGUACCACCCUCUAGUGGUCAGGAGGAGAAUUCACACAGUAGAGACUGGGAAGCUUCAUCCCCACAAGAUCCCCUUUCUGGAUGGCUGUUUUAUUAAAGAUUCUGUGUGUUCAGCAUCUCCAUCACGUGCGGUAGAGCACUUUUACAUGCAGUGAAGUCAAACUGACUACAGAACAGAAGUGCAUAUUUUUCCUGUAAAUGUAUUAUACCUAAUUUAAGAGCAAAUCUAUUCCAGCAUGACAUAAGUAGCUAUUACUCAUGUGAAAAAUUUGUAAAAGUUUUUUUUUUUUUUUUCUGUUAAUUUAUUUUAUAACACAUUAAUAAAGCACACUGGUAACAUUUCAAUGGACAACAACGCUGACAUCAGUUUCCAAGGCCAAACAUAAUGAGACUACUCUUGUCACAUUUAUCUGUCUGUAAAUUAGUUUCAAGCUGUUUGUGCUGUUUUAGAAUGACCAAAGCUUAGCGCAAAUGUAAGCGUUACAUGAAUUAUAUGAAAAAGUGAAAACAGUGUCAAGUUGUGGGGCCGAUUCAUGGAUUUAGCUCUACUGGAAAUGCUCUUUAGAUCAUUUUAGAUAAUAACCCUUUUGCAGAGAUGCAAAGACUAAAAAAAAAAAAUGUAAUCAAACAUGUCGUUCUGAAAUCCACUUUUAUUUAAAUCACAUUACAGCCAAAGAAACCAAACUCUCAUCACGGCCCAAGUAAACACCACAAACACCUCCAUCCUCUCAGGCAUUCAUGCAACUCUGGAAACAUAAUGUCAACCUCUGAAAAACAAUUUAGUACAAAGAUGACACAAGACAUGCAUCAAAUAUCAACCGAUGAGGAACAAUGGAGAAAGAAAGGAAAUAUACAGUCAAAAAAGGAGCUUGACAAAACUUCAAGACCUAAAUGGUAAAAGAAACACAAAAAGGGAGAAAUAGUUGUUUUGAAAAAUCCUGCACUGAAACAGUUACGUAGGAGAAUCUUAAAAUGGUCUUGAUUACUGUGAAAAUCCUUUUUAAAUUUUUAUUAACACAAACAUUUGAAAGUGUUGAGAGUUUUUAAAGGUUUCUUGUGUGGUUAGCUUAAUGUCCUUGGCAAGAACCAACAGGCAGUCAGAAAAGUUAGAAUAACAGGAAACAGAUUGAUAAAGGCUCAGACGAAUGUAAAAUCAUCUAUCGGAAUGUGCAGGGCAGAAUGACAUCAUGAUCCACAUAGUAACAUCCAUCCAACCUUACAACAGUACAUACGUCAUGAUGUACAGACUCACUUACAGACAGAUAUUUCUGAUCAAUGAAAUCAUA
Myxocyprinus asiaticus (Chinese sucker) is the source of this 2926-nucleotide messenger RNA. RefSeq names its product glutathione synthetase-like. Gene Ontology annotation, cellular component: cytosol. Bases 211 to 1638 code for a protein of 475 amino acids. Gene Ontology annotation, molecular function: glutathione synthase activity; glutathione binding; ATP binding. Gene Ontology annotation, biological process: glutathione biosynthetic process. NCBI's taxonomy places the organism in Eukaryota, Metazoa, Chordata, Actinopteri, Cypriniformes, Catostomidae. The record is from RefSeq and is a predicted model, not a curated record. The transcript has 13 exons.